AUGGCCGAUUCUUCCAGACGCCCGAUGAUAAAUUGUUACGAGAUAUUGGAGAUCCCACCAAAUGCGUCACUCAAGGACAUCAACAGUGCCUACAGAGGACUCGCUCUGAAGUUUCAUCCUGACAAAGCAGGAGGGGAUGCUAUCAAGUUCCAGCAGAUUAGCGAAGCAGUCGACAUCCUCCGCGAUCCAACCUCCCGUCGUGAACACGACAAAGAAUUUGGCCGAAGAACCAGAUAUCCCAGCGAGGAGGAGCUUCUAUUCGCUGAUCCUGAAUACACAGGAUGGACACCAAAGGACAUGUACCGCCGCUAUAACCCUACCCUUAGGAGUCGAUACGCGUUCAGCUACCAACAAAGCGUUCAUAUGAACCCUUCAUCGACCCAGUCAAAGGAAGAACUGGCUCGCUGGGAAAAGACCCGACAGGAAGAGGCUGGUCGUCGGGCUGCUCAAUUCUUUGCUGAACAGGCACUAAAGGACGCCCAGGACCGUCAGAGCCGUCAGAAGUUUACAGCCAACCCAACAGCAGAAAGUUUGGGUACCGAAUCGGUUAAUACUGGAGAGCGCAAUGAUGAGACAUCCAACGGCACUGAACCAGUCUGGUGGGGUGGAGCAGAGCCCAACGGAAAUGAUGAUGGUGAUGAUGUGUUGGAAGCUGAAGGUGAUAGUGGCGCUGGGAAUGACUCUAUGGAUGAAGCUGAGGUUGAUUCUGCGGCAUAUGCCAAAGUGGAAAUUGGGCUUGGACCCGAAUAUGGAACCGAGAUCGAGAAUGGUAACAAUACUACUUCUGGAGCGGAACCAAACCCGCAUAUUGAUGCUCAUGGCAACGCCAACUUGGAGGCUGAUGUUUAUGAUCAGUCUAAAGUGGAACCAGUGGUUGUCGAAAUAAAUACUACCAACACAGAAGCCAUUCUAGAUAAUACCGAGACCGGGAAAUUCGCGGCCACUGCAGAUGAUACCAUUCCCAACCCCGAGACAGACCCUUACGUCGGCCUCAAAAUCGACCAAGAAAAGGAUGCCGCGGCUGAAACCACCUUCGAUAACAACUCUCCUGCUGAUAUCGCACAAUUUCGACGAAGCUUGAAAGAGCACAUGUCACUGCCUACAGGAUGGACGAGCGGUGCUUUGUCCCCUGUGAGCAGCGAGGCUCAAUUCAAUGAAGAUGCAAAUUCUACCUUAAACGCACACAACGAGAGCACCGAAUCUAUCUACUACGACUUCAGUGAUGCAGCUCGAUCCCAAUCAGACAAUUUGGAGAGCGAAGCUUACCAUGAUUUUCCCACUAACAGCGACAACGAGACCUCAAACUCUUCCAUCAGUGAUGAAUCUCUUGUUCAUUUAUCUGAUAUCCCGGAGUUCAACGCUGAGAGCGUUUAUCCGUACUUAGCCCCUUUCGUCCCAUUCUUUACUGCCAAACUCGCCAACAAGAAUGGCCUUUACAAUAGGCAGGACUUUCAGGCUGAACUUAGGGGCAUGGUAUUGGAAACUUACUGCGGAUGGCUUGAGUCUCUCCGUGUCACUGUCCCAGGCGCAGCGGAGCGGGAAAUUUCCCUUGACCAGCAAGACUGCCGCCAUCUUGGAUACUGGAAGAAGGAACUCGGACAUGAAGAAUGCGAGUUAUGUAAUAUUUGGAGGCCGAUAUAUAUGCUCGUGUGUCCGGGUUGUGGCAUCAAGAAGUGCGUGAGAUGCAAAUUCGAGGAAGGCAAGUGA
This is a messenger RNA of Aspergillus puulaauensis, 1707 nucleotides long. RefSeq names its product DnaJ domain protein. Lineage: Eukaryota; Fungi; Ascomycota; Eurotiomycetes; Eurotiales; Aspergillaceae. The transcript is spliced from 2 exons. The record is from RefSeq and is a predicted model, not a curated record. Bases 1 to 1707 code for a protein of 568 amino acids.